Messenger RNA from Ochotona curzoniae (black-lipped pika), 1209 nucleotides. RefSeq names its product H6 family homeobox 3 (gene HMX3). Gene Ontology annotation, biological process: regulation of transcription by RNA polymerase II. NCBI's taxonomy places the organism in Eukaryota, Metazoa, Chordata, Mammalia, Lagomorpha, Ochotonidae. Gene Ontology annotation, cellular component: nucleus. The coding region runs from base 84 to 1181 and encodes 365 amino acids. The record is from RefSeq and is a predicted model, not a curated record. Gene Ontology annotation, molecular function: DNA-binding transcription factor activity, RNA polymerase II-specific; RNA polymerase II transcription regulatory region sequence-specific DNA binding. The transcript is spliced from 2 exons.
CUGAUUUCCGGCCGCUCGCCUGCUCGCCCGGCCGCCCGCCAGUCCCGCUCCCUCCCUCCCGGGGACCCGGAGGAGAGGGGACCAUGCCCGAGCCCGGGCCGGACGCCCCGGGCACCGCCAGCGCGCAGCCCCCGCCGCCGCCUCCGCCGCCGCCCCCGCUCGCCGCACCCAAGGAGUCCCCGUUCUCCAUCAAGAACCUGCUCAACGGGGACCACCACCGGCCGCCCCCCAAACCGCAGCCGCCCCCACGGACGCUCUUCGCGCCGGCCUCGGCCGCCGCCGCCGCUGCAGCCGCCGCCGCCGCUGCUGCAGCCAAGGGGGCCCUGGAGGGCGCGGCGGGCUUCGCGCUCUCGCAGGUGGGCGACCUGGCUUUCCCCCGCUUUGAGAUCCCGGCGCAGAGGUUUACCCUGCCCGCGCACUACCUGGAGCGGUCCCCGGCCUGGUGGUACCCCUACACCCUGACCCCCGCUGGCGGCCAUCUCCCGCGACCUGAAGCCUCGGACAAGGCCCUCCUACGAGACUCCUCCCCCGCCUCGGGCACCGACCGCGACUCCCCCGAGCCGCUGCUCAAGGCAGACCCCGACCACAAGGAGCAGGACUCCAAGAGCCCCGACGAGAUCAUUCUGGAGGAGAGCGACUCGGAGGAGGGCAAGAAGGAGGGCGAGGUGGCGCCCGGCGGCGGCGGGGCCGGGGCGAGUGCAGGGACGGCAGCUGCGACGGCGGCGGCGACGCCGGGCGCCGAGGACUGGAAGAAGGGCGCGGAGAGCCCGGAGAAGAAGCCCGCGUGCCGCAAGAAGAAGACGCGCACGGUCUUCUCGCGCAGCCAGGUCUUUCAACUCGAGUCCACCUUCGACAUGAAGCGCUACCUGAGCAGCUCGGAGCGCGCCGGCCUGGCCGCGUCGCUGCACCUCACCGAGACGCAGGUCAAGAUCUGGUUCCAGAACCGCCGCAACAAGUGGAAGCGGCAGCUGGCCGCCGAGCUGGAGGCCGCCAACCUGAGCCACGCCGCGGCGCAGCGCAUCGUGCGGGUGCCCAUCCUCUACCACGAGAACUCGGCGGCCGAGGGCGCGGCGGCCGCGGGGGCCCCGGUGCCGGUCAGCCAGCCGCUGCUCACCUUCCCGCACCCUGUCUACUACUCGCACCCGGUGGUCUCGUCCGUGCCUCUGCUCCGGCCGGUCUGAGGCCCGAGAGAGGGGAGGGAGAGGGAGC